CAUAUAUAUCCAUCUUGUAUUAGUCAUUGUGGUUUUUCGCACAAGAACACCACAGAUUAUAUACUGCACGGAACAGACGACAGUCGACGGAAGCAUUGAAGGCAUCGCCCAUGAUAACAUACAAAUUGAAUAUUCAUUUAUUUAGGAAUUAUAUACGGUUAUAGCUCGAAAACUUCCAUAAACCCAAAAUUUUAUAGUGCUUUUGAUCGAAAUUUGUGCGUGGCAAGUGUUUUUAAGGACCUAUUGAAAAUAUAUAUAUAUAUAUACAUUUCGUAUAUAUAUAUAAAUUGAAUUUGAUUUAAAAGUGUUUGAAAAUGGUCAUGGCGGCCUAAUUUUUUUUCUCAUUGUCAAAAACGUGUGUUUUUUGUUUUUUUGAAACUAUUGUGUUUAUUUUAUAAUUUGUUUUUGUUGUAAAUUACGCAAUCACAAAACACUGCCGUAGUCGUAGCCGUAGCCGUACUGAAAAAAUACAAAUAAAAAAUGCGUGAAUACAAAAUAGUGGUGUUGGGUUCUGGAGGUGUCGGUAAAUCAGCAUUAACAGUGCAAUUUGUGCAAGGUAUAUUUGUUGAGAAAUAUGAUCCAACGAUAGAAGACAGUUAUCGAAAACAGGUCGAGGUCGAUGGACAGCAAUGUAUGUUGGAAAUAUUAGAUACGGCUGGAACGGAACAAUUUACUGCAAUGCGUGAUCUCUACAUGAAAAAUGGACAAGGAUUCGUAUUGGUAUAUUCAAUAACUGCACAAUCAACUUUCAAUGAUUUACAAGACUUACGUGAACAAAUUUUAAGAGUUAAGGAUACAGAUGAUGUGCCUAUGGUUCUCGUAGGUAACAAGUGUGAUUUGGAGGACGAACGAGUUGUGGGCAAAGAUCAGGGCGGUAAUUUGGCGCGCCAGUUCAACUGUGCCUUCAUGGAAACCUCUGCCAAAGCCAAAAUUAAUGUUAAUGAUAUAUUUUACGAUUUAGUGCGACAAAUAAACAAAAAAUCGCCAGAGAAAACAAAGAGCAAGAAGAAGAAACCAUUAUGCACGCUACUUUAAAAGUAUCGAAAUAAAACAAAAUAUUUUUGGAAUGAUGCGAGUUCAGAAAAAAUAAAACAAACAUUUUCAACAAACAACAUUUAUUAUGAAAGAUUUCAUGAAACCAAAAUGAAAAUAUAGUUUAAACAUUUAACAAAACAUAAAUAAUUAAACAUACAAAA
This is a messenger RNA of Chrysoperla carnea, 1196 nucleotides long. It is a transcript of the gene Rap1, whose product is annotated as ras-related protein Rap1. Lineage: Eukaryota; Metazoa; Arthropoda; Insecta; Neuroptera; Chrysopidae. The record is from RefSeq and is a predicted model, not a curated record. Gene Ontology annotation, cellular component: plasma membrane. Gene Ontology annotation, molecular function: GTPase activity; GDP binding; GTP binding. Gene Ontology annotation, biological process: cellular response to cAMP; negative regulation of synaptic vesicle exocytosis; Rap protein signal transduction. Bases 481 to 1035 code for a protein of 184 amino acids. The transcript is spliced from 5 exons.